CGCAGCGCGGGGGCGCGCCGCGCACGGGAACAUUCAGUGCAGCAUCUCUCCAUCUUUCCAAGGACAGACAGCGGACUGCCUCUGUUCACAGAGGGGAAAUGUUACAGCGCUGCCGCUGGGAGUAGAAAUGUAAGAGCGGGACAGGACUAAGCAACACGGCGGACCGAAGCGUUUGUCCUCAGGUCAGUGAUGACAACACCAAAGUACAAUCUGAAAACACCCAGAUCAUAACCCUAUCACCAUGGCAACGGGAAGAAAAGGCUCCACGUCCAAAGCAAGCGGCGUUCGUUUCCCUGACGAUGACGAACCUCCAGGUUCUCCGACCCGCAGGGAUGACCAGUCCAACCUCUCCACCCUCGUUGCUGUCCAAGAGAAAGAUGGCAACUACUUGGUUAAGGCCGGUUUCCUUAAGAGCCACCACUGCUAUGAGAUUGUCUUCACUGUCCCAGAUGUGCCCAGUCUGGGCAAGGAGCUCACCUGUCUCCCGUCUGUCUCUCCGACUCGGCGGGCCCAGAACCUCCGGAUCCAGCGCAUUAACUCCAUGCUGGAAGGAGGAGUGAAGGUGACCUGCGAGUACAGGACUCACCAGGAAGGAGUUGUCCAGGAGGAGAUGACUGUGGCGGCUAAAGGACGAAAAGGCAGCAGCUUGAAGAUUAGACUCCAGGCCAAAAUAAUUGACCCUCACCAUGGGACCCCCAUGCUGCUGGAGGGAGUUCGGUGCCUGGGGGCCCAGAGGGACCCCCACGCCAGGCGCAGCAGCGAGCGGAAGAGGAUAUGAUGAACAGACUCAAAGCCACUGUCUUUAUACAUGAAGAUGUAAUUAUUAUGUUACAGGGUCAAGGCUCACAGUGCUGCAGAAACGGCCUCAUGUGUGUCCCUGUUUACAAGCCGUCAUGGAUUUGUGAUGCUUUUAAAGUAUUUAUUGAAACGGUGGGAAUGACGCAGCAUGUUGAAUUUCCACUGUAAUUAUGCUGGAUUAUGUCUCUAAUAUACAUAUAAAAUGUUUAAGUACUGAUUCCUCUGCUGUGAAAAAGAUGAGCUAGUUACACUUUGCACUUUUUUUGGUUUUAAGCCACGAAGCCUCCAUGCUGGAGAGGCUAUAAAACCAGCAUGAACAGUAGCCAGCGUACGAUCUAUCACCCAAACCUGCACUCACUGCCAGACGAAAAUCAGCUCAUCAUCAUCAUCAUCAUCAUCAUCAUCAUCAUCAUCAUCAUCAUGAUCAUCAUGAUCAUCAUCAUCAGCAGCAGUAAUCCCAUAAAGAUUACUUUAUGGACCCAACAGAAGGUCCAAAAUUAAAGGAGACCUAUUAUGCAAAAUGUAUAUUUUGCACUUCCAUUUGGGUUUCUACUGCUUCUAAAAACAGACCAAAAAGUACUCAGCAGUUUUUCUUUUAGCAAUAUGUUAAUAUUUUUGGUGUCUGAAAAAUGAGCCAUUUCAAAAACCUCCGGAAUGUAGCGUCACAAAUCAACAGGCAUUACUCGUUACUUAGCAACCACAGCAGAGCUCCACCUGUUCCCUAGCAACCACAGUGGAGCUCCUGCACAUUUGGUCAGCUGGAUGAGCUGUACAAUGGCUGCAGGAAAAGAAAAGUGUUGCUGUUACUUGCUGCAUUCUUGU
Messenger RNA from Poecilia reticulata (guppy), 1620 nucleotides. RefSeq names its product adipose secreted signaling protein a (gene adisspa). The record is from RefSeq and is a predicted model, not a curated record. Lineage: Eukaryota; Metazoa; Chordata; Actinopteri; Cyprinodontiformes; Poeciliidae.